CUUUGGUUUUGGGCUAAAACGGCGCUCCGUAGAUUUACAAGCAUGCAGACCACGGCUGAUGAAAAUUAAAAUAUUUUCCGUGCAAUAUACAAAGUUAUGAAAUUGCGCCGGAGCAUUACAUCUUACAGAAAUUAACAAUGGUUUUACACGUUCCCGACAUCGACAACCCAGGGGAGAGGGAUGCCGUGGAAACCCUCUUGGCCAUGCGGAACUCUUCGCGAAUCAAUCACAGAGACAAUGCAUCAAACUCGUCCGAGGAGGACCGUCUGUACUCCCCCUACCUGCGGGCGUCCCCGGUCCGGGGACCACGAUUUUACAGGGGCGACGAAGCCUCGUCUUCGUAUCCGGACUAUCCCAAAAUGAGGAGGCCCUCCAAACUCGCCAGGCUCUUACUUGACGACCCUGACGACUUUGACCGGGAGAUGCUGAGACGCAACCAAGUAUCCGUCAUCGUCCCCAACUACCAUCUCGCCAAAACCGGGGCCACGUGUAACCCCUUUAGAUCCCCGGAGAUAUUCAUUGAUUCUUCCAACAUUCCGUACGGCCCCCCUCCUCCGCGUAAUAGGAAACCGAUUCCAUACAAGCGAAAGUUUUUGGCGUCAUUUGACGAGGAAGAAGAUGAAGAGGAGGAUGAGGAUUAUGAUGAAGAUGACGAAAGCUUUGAACCGUUUCAAAAGAAGAUUAGGGUAGAAAAAGAUUCAAUAAUUCCUAGGGAUGAAAUUGAGGGGACGUUGCCGGUUUCUUUGAAUCAUACCGAAAACCUAGAAAGCCAAGCAAUACCCGUUGAAGAAGAGGAAAGCGAAGUUCGACCACCAAAAAGAACGAAGGACGACGUCACAGCUGAACCUGCACCCAAGAAGACGAAGUCUCUGAGGGAUAUGCUCACAGUGGACGAAACACCUCAGCAGAUGACAGAGUCCAAAGAUUCUAAUCCAAACACACCGCACCAAGAGAAUGUGCCUUCUACGUCACUUCCGUCUAGCAGUUCUCCUGUUCUUCCCAUCAUACAAUUCAUAAUUGUGAACCAUUGUUCAAUGCAUCAUCAAUAUUGUGACGGGAAAGGCCAGAUGCUUGAUAAAUAUUGUCCCAUUGCACCCGCACCUAAAAGUAAAAUUGAAAGUUCUGGAGUCGCAAAAGAUCUGAAAGUUGGAAGCAGACGACGAAGUCAUAUAUGUCAUUACAAGGACUGUCAGAAAACUUACUACAAGAGUUCGCACCUGAAGGCUCACCUUCGAACACAUACGGGGGAAAAACCUUACAUCUGUAAGUGGGAAAACUGUGACAAGAAAUUCGCGCGCUCUGAUGAACUAACACGUCAUAGGUACACACACACAGGGGAGAAGAAGUUUGAGUGCAGCCACUGUCAGAGGCGGUUCAUGAGGAGUGACCACCUAGCCAAACACAUGAAAAGACAUAAUUCUACUAUCAACAGAUAGCAUAACUUUAUUAUCUAGUUAUUGUUGUUGUUAUAUUUUGUUAAUUUAUGUAAUUUAUUUUUAAUUUUU
Molecule: messenger RNA, 1505 nt
Organism: Magallana angulata
Lineage: Eukaryota; Metazoa; Mollusca; Bivalvia; Ostreida; Ostreidae
Product: zinc finger and SCAN domain-containing protein 26-like
Exons: 4
Coding region: 138-1436 (432 amino acids)
Biological process (GO): regulation of transcription by RNA polymerase II
Molecular function (GO): DNA-binding transcription factor activity, RNA polymerase II-specific; RNA polymerase II cis-regulatory region sequence-specific DNA binding
Source: RefSeq, a predicted model, not a curated record